Messenger RNA from Chaetura pelagica (chimney swift), 1971 nucleotides. RefSeq names its product family with sequence similarity 98, member A (gene TSLIG3A). The transcript has 8 exons. Gene Ontology annotation, cellular component: tRNA-splicing ligase complex. NCBI's taxonomy places the organism in Eukaryota, Metazoa, Chordata, Aves, Apodiformes, Apodidae. Bases 1 to 1971 code for a protein of 656 amino acids. The record is from RefSeq and is a predicted model, not a curated record.
AUGGAUCUCAUUGUGCAACAGGAAACUGCUUGGGACGAGGACAUCAGUCAUUGCAAACUAAUAAAUUGUGCUUUUGUUUUACUUGUCAGUUACAAAGGUCCAUUGUUAGAUGAAGGAGCGUUGGCUCAGGCAGUCUCUCAUGGAGCCAGUUCCCCAGAAUUCACCAAACUCUGUGCUUGGUUGGUAUCUGAGUUACGGCUGUUCUGUAAACUAGAAGAAAAUGUGCAGGCAACUAACAGUCCAAAUGAAGCAGAAGAAUUUCAACUUGAAAUGAGUGGGUUGCUGGCUGAAAUGAACUGUCCGUAUACGUCGUUAACAUCGGGAGAUGUGACAAAACGCCUUCAUAAUCAAAAGAACUGUCUCUUGCUGCUUACAUACCUCAUCUCAGAACUGGAAGCUGCCAGAAUGCUGUGUGUGAACGCCCCUCCUAAAAAAGCACAGGAAGGAGGUGGCAGUGAAGUCUUUCAGGAACUAAAAGGCAUAUGUAUUGCUUUAGGCAUGUCCAAGCCUCCAGCCAACAUAACGAUGUUCCAGUUCUUCAGUGGAAUUGAAAAAAAACUGAAAGAAACCCUAGCAAAGGUUCCACCUAAUCACGUUGGAAAGCCUUUAUUGAAGAAACAACUGGGACCAGCUCACUGGGAAAAAAUUGAAGCAAUUAAUCAAGCCAUAGUCAAUGAAUACGAAGUCCGAAGAAAACUGUUAGUCAAACGUUUGGAUGUUACUGUGCAGUCCUUUGGCUGGUCAGAUAGAGCUAAGAGUCAAACAGAAAAACUGGCUAAAGUUUACCAGCCAAAACGUGCCCUCCUAUCUACUAAGUGCACUGUUUCCGUGGCAAAUCUCUUGGCAGCACGGCAGGACCUGUCAAAGAUUAUGAGAACAAGCAGUGGGUCCAUCCGAGAGAAGACUGCAUGUGCCAUCAAUAAGGUGCUAAUGGGCAGAGUGCCUGACAGAGGAGGAAGGCCCAACGAAAUUGAACCGCCGCCUCCUGAGAUGCCACCGUGGCAGAAAAGACCAGAGGCUGGUCCGCAACAGGGCGGCGGCAGAGGAGGAAGGGGAGGCUACGAAUCCUCCUAUGGUGGGCGAGGAGGUUAUGACCAUGGGGGUCACGACCGAGGAGGAAGAGGAGGCUAUGACUCAUCAUAUGGAGGGCGAGGAGGUCACGAACGAGGAGGUCAUGAACAAGGAAGCCAUGAUCGAGGGGGACGAGGAGGACGUGGUAGUUACGAUCACGGUGGCAGAGGAGGCGGCAGAGGAAACAAGCUUCAAGGAGGUUGGACAGAUGGUGGAGGUGGUGGCUACCAGGAUGGUGGCUACAGGGAGAGCAACUACAGAGAUGCAGGUUUUCAGACGGGUGGCUACCACGGUGGUGGCGGUGGUGGCUACCAAGGAGGAGGCUAUGGUGGCUACCAGUCGUCGUCCUAUUCAGGAAGUGGCUACCAAGGGGGUGGUGGUGGUGGCUACCAGCAAGACAACAGAUACCAAGAUGGUGGGUCCCACAGUGACCGAGGGGGUGGGCGUGGAGGAGGGAGAGGUGGCCGUGGUGGUCGUGGGCGUGGAGGACAAGGAGGAGGCUGGGGGGGCAGAGGGGGGCAGAACUUUAAUCAAGGGGGGCAGUUUGAGCAGCACUUCCAGCAUGGAGGUUAUCAGUAUAAUCAGUCUGGCUUUGGACAAGGAAGACACUUCACGAGGUCUCCGUCCUAUUCAGGAAGUGGCUACCAAGGGGGUGGUGGUGGUGGCUACCAGCAAGACAACAGAUACCAAGAUGGUGGGUCCCACAGUGACCGAGGGGGUGGGCGUGGAGGAGGGAGAGGUGGCCGUGGUGGUCGUGGGCGUGGAGGACAAGGAGGAGGCUGGGGGGGCAGAGGGGGGCAGAACUUUAAUCAAGGGGGGCAGUUUGAGCAGCACUUCCAGCAUGGAGGUUAUCAGUAUAAUCAGUCUGGCUUUGGACAAGGAAGACACUUCACGAGCUGA